Pezoporus occidentalis (night parrot) is the source of this 1309-nucleotide messenger RNA. RefSeq names its product choline transporter-like protein 5. NCBI's taxonomy places the organism in Eukaryota, Metazoa, Chordata, Aves, Psittaciformes, Psittacidae. The transcript has 9 exons. Gene Ontology annotation, molecular function: transmembrane transporter activity. The coding region runs from base 1 to 804 and encodes 267 amino acids. The record is from RefSeq and is a predicted model, not a curated record. Gene Ontology annotation, biological process: transmembrane transport.
AUGGAACUGAUUUUGGACUCAAAUUUAAUUCUGCUAUGUAUUCAGCAUUCCCAGUUUUCCCCUUUUCAGUCUGUUGCUCAAGCUCUACGUGAUGAAGAUUGUCCUUUGAUGAUCAUUCCAAGCAGGCCUUUUCUUAAGAGAUGCUUCCUGGACUUCUCCAUGAAGAGUGGUGUGCUAGCUGUGGCAAAUCAGACUACCUUCAAAGAUGGAAGAGGGAAAACAAGAAACGUAACCGACCUCAGGGGAGCUGCAAACAGCAUCAGUAAUAUCCUGGAUGCAAGAUCAAUUGGAGUAAAAAGUUUUGAAGACUAUGCUAUUUCUUGGUACUGGAUUUUAAUUGGGCUGUUCGUUGCAAUGAUUGUGAGUCUGCUCUUCCUUGUGUUAUUGAGGUUCACAGCUGGGAUUCUCUUCUGGAUUUUCAUCUUUGGCGUGACUGGAAUUAUAGGUUAUGGCAUCUGGCAUUGUCGCUGGGAGUACGACCAUCUUAAAGGAGUACCUGGAUCUGAGCUCACUGUUUCUGGUACUGGAUUCCAGACAGACUUGAGAGUGCACCUGCAGCUGAGGCAAACAUGGUUAGCAUUUAAAGUAAUCAGAAUUCACUUUCUUUGUAUAGUAUUUGUCAUAAUCAUACUGAUGCUGAUCUUCCUAAGGAAUCGGAUCCUGAUCGCCAUUGCAUUGUGCUUAUAUUUUCUGGCUACAUCAGGAGAACCUGUGUAUAAAGUAAUGGCUAAUCCAACACCAUGCAAGUAUGCAAAGCUGACUUGUGACCCAGAGGGAGGUGUUACAAAUACUUCCCUGCUGUGAGAGCUAUCCUAAUUGUAUUUCUUAAUCGCUGUUAAAUGCAAUGUGAGAAAAUGUGCGUACCUUAAGUAAUGAUUCCUCAUGUUAAAUCUGAAAAUAGUGCUUCGUGUUCAGCUAAGACUCCUUUGUUCAAAGCAAUUUAGAGCUAUGAAGCAUUUUCUUUGUGCAGUGUCCUGUGAGCAGGUGAGUAUCAACCAGCCUCAUUUUCUGGGUGAGAAAAGAAGACGCAGAAAUAGAGGUUUAUUUGGAAAAGUGUUCCUGAAUUCAUGAGGAUUUCUGGUUUUGUGGUUCUCAAAAGGCAGUGGAAGAAUUUGAAAGCUGUGCCUCAGACUUGCCCAAAGAGCAGCCAGGUUUCAAAGCAGAGGCUUGGCUGCUUUUGCACAGUGAUGACCUUUAUGAAGCUCCAGAAAUACUUGUCUUUUGACUUGAGUGUGGGGUUGAAUUGAAGUGUUUCUUGAAAACUAGAAUUAUUUAUCAAAUGUUAUAUCAAGGUUAUUUUCAGGUGUUU